Ornithodoros turicata is the source of this 1216-nucleotide messenger RNA. RefSeq lists its product as uncharacterized. Lineage: Eukaryota; Metazoa; Arthropoda; Arachnida; Ixodida; Argasidae. Bases 49 to 1071 code for a protein of 340 amino acids. The record is from RefSeq and is a predicted model, not a curated record. The transcript is spliced from 7 exons.
GGCAACAGUAGUCGUUCACGCGCUCGCGUGAGGGUACGUGCGACCACCAUGUUCAUUCUCUCGACGAAGGCAAUGUACCGAGGCAGAAGACGAGUGGCUAGCAGGUGGAUAAUCAGGUCGAGUCUUCGGCCAAACUGGCCUAAGCGGAUUACUUCUCCGCUAAUCCUUCUGUUGACUACUAUUCUUGUGCUGACCUAUCUUGUAGCAAGGAACCAUAACCCUCGGAAACGUCUACUCGCCCGCUUCUACGCGGCGAGCAACGACACCGGCUUCAUGGACUUUGUUGUUCCAAACGUUAUCCACUAUGUGAGGAAUGGAGGAAACGUGACCUUUUGGGAAGCAGUAAGUCUACGGUCGGCCUACCUUAAUCAUGGUCCUGACCAGAUCGUGUUGCACUGCGAUCCCUGCAAGCUUGGAGGGCGUUACGCGGAAUGGAUCGAAGGCAUUCCUCUCCUUAGACGGUUGCACACCACAGAUUCGAAACUCCGUGAAGAUAUGGAGAGCGUGAGAACUAAGAUCGUCUCUCAAUUUGGCGGGAUUGCACUGGACGAUGACAUGUUCGUAAUAAGGUCCCUUCAUCGUUUUCGAAGAAUGGAGCUCUCGCUCGACAAUGCCAUGCUAGGCCAGGUGUUGAUUGGAAAUCAGCGUGCACGAUUGCUUCGGAUGCAAGGUCUUUACAGGCGUUCAAACACCAAACCAAAAUGGCUACAUUUAGUGUCCCAUCACCCUCACCUGGUGCACAGAAUUCGAAGUCGCUUCUAUGCCGUUAGCGACACCUGCCGUCUCUGGGGUCCGGACACUGGGUGGUUAUCGUGGCCAGCAGAUUUCACCGUGCCUUUGAAGGAGUCCGACCGAGAGCACUGCACACAAGACCCCCUGAGGAACACCACAAUAAGUGAGGCUACGGUACGCGACUACAACACCGUAGCAGGUCAAAUGGCUCGAUCUGUGUUGUUUGGCACGAUUGACCCCGUUGGGGAGGAGGCAUCCGUUCUCUCGCUGAGGAGGCUUCAGGAACUACGAGACGCCGACAGAACUAUCCUGCAGCCAAUAAGAAUGUAUAUCGAUUAAUUGGCACAAAAGUAAUGCGAACAUGAUUUUGAGAACAUUUAUAAGGAGCCAUUAUUCACUAAAGUAAUAGAUAUAUGUACGGAUGGGAUAUCUUUUCUGUAGCAGUCUCGAUCGUGUUGUUGGACUUGGCUGAAAUGAAAUGCUG